Messenger RNA from Chara braunii, 2182 nucleotides. The record is from the annotation of a GenBank genome assembly. NCBI's taxonomy places the organism in Eukaryota, Viridiplantae, Streptophyta, Charophyceae, Charales, Characeae.
GGCGGUGGUCCACAAGAAGAAGAAGAAGAAGAAGAAGAAGAAGAAGAAGAAGACGAUGGGCGGAAGAGGAGGAGGAGAGAUGAGGAAGGAGAAGAAGAUGAGGGGGAGGCGAAGGAGAAAAGAAGAAGAAGAAGAAGAAGAUGAAGAUUUUUUUUUUUUAACCUGCGGCGCCUCAGGCGACCUGCAAUACGAUGGAGAAGAUGGCGGCGGCGGCAGGGCGGUAUGGUGUGCUGGCGGGGUAUGGCGACGGGCUGUGGCGGCGGUCCUACAAGAAGAAGAAGAAGAAGAAGAAGAAGAAGAAGAAGAAGAUUGGCGGGAGAGGAGGAGGAGGAGAGAAGCCGAAGGAAAAGAAGAUGAGGGGGAGGCGGACGAGAAAAAAAGAAGAAGAAGAAGAAGAAGAAGAAGAAGAAUGGCGGCUAGGGUUUUGGCGGCGAUGGAGGGGAAUGGCGGCGCGGUAUGCCGUUAGGGUAUGGCGGUCCAAGAAGAAGAAGAAGAAGAAGAAGAUGGGCGGAAGAGGAGGAGGAGGAGAGAAUUGGAAGGAGAAGAAGAUGAGGGAAGGCGUGAAGCCUGGGCCCACACCUGCGGAGCAAGCAGAAAUUGACCGCAGGCUGGCAGAUAAGAAAAAGGAAAAAGAAGCAAAGAAAAAACAGAAAGAAGAAGAAGCAAGAAAGAAAAUGAAAGAGAAAAUGGACAAGGAACUAGAAGAAGAAUUGAAAAGUAUACAAGAAGAAGAAGAAGAAGAAGAGCAAGAGGAAGUGGAGACUUUAGUAAGAUGUCGUCCCAUUGACAUCCCGGAGAGUAGUACAACACAGUGGCUUCCGGUUGAACCGCUAAAUUGGGCUGACCAGUAUUAUUACUCCAGGGAAAUCCUAAAAGAGUCUGAAGAAGAAUGUGAUGUGUUCAUUGCAAAAUUAGCCACGGUGACAGAUACGGUUGAACGCAAUCUGAUGAUGGCAAAGAAAAGGGCUGAGUUGAACAGCAAGUUGUUAGCAGCCAGAAGACAAGAAGUGAACGAAAAGAAAAGGCUGCAGGCAGAAGGGGAGAAAUUGCAGAAGGCUCUAGAAGCGCAAAAGGAAAACCCCUCUGAAACUGAAGCACAGCUUGCGCUCCUCAGGGAGGCCGUCCUCAACACGAGGCAAGACAUGGACUUAAUGCGUCAGACUUUGCAACGCGUAGAAACACAUCGAGUGGAAUUCGAAACAGUCUGGAACAACUUCUUGGAAAAGUCAGCCAAGGAUGUGGACCAUCAUGUUCAGACCUAUAUCCAGGCUUUAGAUGACCACGUCAGUAAGACAUUCACCCCCGAAGUUAUAGAAAAGAUUGUAAAGGGAGCURGAGGCGACGGAGGAGAUGGAGAUGGCGACGACGAUGAUGAUAAGAAAGGAAAGAGGAAGAUUGGGGAUCCAAAAGAAAAACUUCCUCAGGAAACCGGGCAGGUUAACAAGAUAAAACUUAAACUGCCUUGGACCUACAAUGGAAAAAAAGAAGAGAGUGUGUUGCACUGGGUGGCAACAAUUGAAACCUAUGUGUACGGACAGCGUAUCCCAUACUGGGACAGGGUGUUGAUGGCCACUUCGUGUAUGGGAGGCGACGCCAUGAGCUUCGCCAUCUCGCUGCAAAAAGAGGCGGGAUGCAGCUCUAUGGUAGAGUAUUCGCAGCAAACGCGAAUCGAGGAUUUCCUUAAGUCGAUAAGAAAAAGAUUUGAGGAUAAAAACUUGGCAAGAUGCACAGAAAUGUUGAUCCUCAGCCUUCGUGAUAGGAAGUGGAAGAGUACUUCUGCACUAAAGGCCACUAUGGAUGAAUUAUUGCAAUGUCCUGAUCACGGGUUGACGCCGGCCCAAAUCUUAAACAGUUUUGCACGAGCACUCCCGGAUCCCCUGAGAACGCAACUCUAUCCCCGCACAAAGGAAGAGGGGAUGACGUAUGAGAAGUUCGGCAAGAUCGCAAUAGAUCAUGCCGGCUUCCUCGCUGAAGCGAAUUAUUGUCAUUAUUGGAAGGAUCUGCAAGCGGGUAAGAGAUGGCAAAACCGCACYAUCUCAGGGUCUAUACYUGGGAAAGACAGUCUCCUUCUAACCUUUGAAGAAGGAGGCGCCGAGACCAUCUCCUAGGAUCAGGUUGACUAUGGUCUCGAUGAACCCAACAGACCGGUAACUCGGGAGGGGAGUUACGCGGCUGUUGCAGC